This is a messenger RNA of Mucor velutinosus, 771 nucleotides long. RefSeq names its product signal recognition particle subunit (gene SEC65). The transcript has 4 exons. The record is from RefSeq and is a predicted model, not a curated record. Bases 1 to 771 code for a protein of 256 amino acids. Lineage: Eukaryota; Fungi; Mucoromycota; Mucoromycetes; Mucorales; Mucoraceae.
AUGCCAAAUCAAGACGAGUUAGAUGUGCAGUGGGAUGCUGACGUGAUAGAGUUUUGGCAGGCCAGUCUUCAAAGCUAUAAAACUUGCCACGAUGCAGAGAAACCAAAUGACAAUGAUUCAGAAACAAUAGCCUCCAAUCUAAUAGAUAGCCUUCCCAAGAAAAAAGUGCAGCACAAGGCUUCACUGUUGACGACUCGUAGUGGUGAAUCAUCUUCGCAGCCCCCAGAGCCCAAAAAGCAAAAAGAUCAAACCAGCGAUGCAAUGGAAGCACCACCGAAGCGAGUAUUUCGCAUUGAAGAAAAGGUCGAUAGAAUCCAAAUGCCAAAUAGACGAGAAGAUCAUAGUGAUGCAGUCGAUUCUCAACUCCAAUCGCCAAAGAAACGAAAAGCUACUGUUGAAUUGCCAUACACAAGUUUGCCGCCAAGAAGACGAGGUGUUCAGAUAGAAGACGAGGAAGAAGAAGAAGAAGAAGAGGAGGAGCAAAAUGAAGAGGAGCAAUAUAAAGAGGAGCAACAUGGAGAUGAACAAUAUGAAGAAGAAGAGCAGACAGAACAAGAGGCACAUUCAUAUGAAAAUACCAGCAAAAAAGCAAGAUAUCAAGAGCAAUAUUACUAUCAGGACCCACACUAUGCCGCUGCUGCUCCUCCAGCACCAGCACCUCCAAUGCCUCCAUCUAUGCCAGCUCAGGACAACGAGGCAUUUUCAAACCUCAUCAUGUCAUGGUAUUACGCCGGCUAUUAUACUGGAUUAUAUCAAGCUAGACAAAGAUAA